Messenger RNA from Calidris pugnax (ruff), 1753 nucleotides. Its product is annotated as chromosome unknown open reading frame, human C1orf210. Bases 203 to 1309 code for a protein of 368 amino acids. NCBI's taxonomy places the organism in Eukaryota, Metazoa, Chordata, Aves, Charadriiformes, Scolopacidae. The transcript has 4 exons. The record is from RefSeq and is a predicted model, not a curated record. Gene Ontology annotation, molecular function: protein binding.
GGGAGGGAGCGGGGCCACGGCGGCAGCCAGGCUGGCUCCCAGGGGCUGGUGGUCUGCGGGGACGUGUGGCCGGGCCACAGGGGCUCUGCAGAGGCCCCAGGCUGUGUGGCCGUGGCCACACCUCGCCCGGCACGGCCGGCUCUGCCGGCUUCCCAGCUUUCUCUGAGACUUGUUUUUCUGCCUGGCAGUUUCCUGGAGCCAAAUGGCUCCUGCCUGCCUGCUCGGGGUCUGCAGCCUCCUCUGCGCCUGGUCAGUGGUGAUGGGACACCCCUGCAGCCUCGACCACCAGGGGUGGGCUGACUGCAACGGAAAGAGCCUCCUGCACGCUCCAAGUUCCCUUCCAAGCAACAUCACUGGAUUGGACCUCUCCUUCAACUCCUUGGUCAUGCCUCAUCACGGGACUCUUUUGAUGCCUUUCCCUUCCCUGCAGUCCCUCAACCUCUCUAGCAAUGCCCUGCUGGCGCUGAGCCCAGCAGUCUUCUCCAACCUCAGGGCACUGCGUCUGCUGGACCUGAGCAGCUGCAGCAUCGCCUACCUCCACAUGGACACUUUCAAGGGCUUGGAAAACUUGCACACGCUGCUCCUAAGAAACAACAGUCUGCAAGAGCUUGAGGUCCCUUUCUUCUUGCCGCUGAAGGCGCUUUUCCACCUGGACCUGCAGCACAAUGCUCUGGUCUCUGUGGACACUUGGAGCCUUCAGCUGAUGGAGGCAGUCCCUCAGGUCCGGCUGGAGGGGAACCCCUGGGUCUGUGACUGCACCGCACAGCCCCUGCAGCAGUGGCUGCAGCGCAGGCAAGCUAUGCAGGUGACCUGCGCGUCGCCCCCAGAGCUGCGGGGCCGGGAAGUUGCAGCUCUGGAUUUCCAGGACCUGGGCUGCUGGAUGAAGCAGCGGUUUCCUCGGGAGGUCAGCAUCACCCAGCAGACCACAGAGACCUACAGCAACACCACCACACCACCCACCAUGAAGGGAGGAAGGAGCUGGCCAUACCUAGUGGGCUUCCUGGUGUCAGCAAUCAGCAUCUCCCUCCUGAUUGCACUGGCAGCCAAGUGCAAGCUCUUCCACAAGAACUUCGCCAGCUACCGCCACCGGCCCCUGCCCGAAGCCAGCUCCAUCGGAGGCAGCCCCAUGGAGGACAGCAGCGACUGGGACAGGGGCUCCUCAGGCCAUGGGGCCAGCAAGAACCACCCCAUGCCUGAUGCUGCUGACCUGCAAGCUGAGGAUGAUGACGGCUUCAUCGAGGACAACUACAUCCAGCCAAGCGAGCAGCUGCCAGAGGACGAGGAGCAGGAGUUGCACCUCUCCAUCUGAGCCUGCAGCCCAGCCACCACCACUGCGGCCUCUCGCCAUCCCCACUCCUGCCUCCAUCCCCUUCCUGCCCUUUUCCACCUGCCCUCAGCUUUUGGCCCCACGUGCCUGGGGGCAGGAGGAAAGGAGUGGAGAGGCGGGGUGACAAGGUAAGCUGGGAGUGGUGAUGGAGGCUGGAGGCAGCCAGCCCCAUGGCAAUGGGGCUGCACCAGCACAGGGACACUGGACCUGCUGCUGUGUUCCCAGCCCUGCUCAGAUGCUGAGGAUGAAGGAGAUAGUGCCUAUCAUGUCCGGGCAGCCUGGUAGGGUGCAAAGAGGAGCCUGCCCCGGUGCUCCCUGCAGGGUCUUGUGCACCAGUCCUGCUGCCCUCAGUACUGGACCCAGCCCUGCUCUGUCCCUUAAUGUGUUGUCACUCCAGGGUGUGAUUAAAACGUGAUUUAACCCUGC